GUUACGAAAUUUGUAUACACGUGUGUGAUUAUCAUAUGGAAUUUUUAUCCAAAAACCGAUGAUUAUCUGAUGAUGGAUUCAUCUAAACCACCUUCAUCAUAUCUGACAUUGUUAGAUGAAAUUUCACUCGAAGGUCUUCGUGGUUUAACAUUUCCAUCGCUUUGGAUUCGAUUAAAUGAUCGUGAUCGUUAUCUAGCUUCAUUGAAUAAACCUACUGUUUUCGGAUUUGAUAAUUCAAAUGAGUUAUCAAAGCUCAAAGAUUUUGUGCUAAAUGUUUGUCUAAAAGAGUCUGAAAAAGGAAAUAUUCAAUUUUAUAAAACAAAAAAUGCCCAACCUACGGUUCAGAUCUAUGAUCGAAAUCAAUUUGUCGGACAACAAACUGGUACCUUAUUGAUUGAUGAUUCACAAGUACCGGAUGAUCUCUACCCACCAGUAGUCGGUGUUAAACCUACUUCGGAUGGUUCGAAUUCAGACCUGGAUACGAUACUCGGUUCUUGUGAAGACUAUCAUAGCCGAAUAAAUAUUACUGAUGAAAUUCUCAACAAUCGUCCGGAAAAUUUUCAUCAUUUCGAAACUAAAUAUGAAGAUCAAAUAACUCAAAUUGUUUUGGUUGCAUCACAAAAGCUUCGGGCAAUUGCAUUGUUUGGCGCAGAUCGUUGGUCUGAAUAUGAUCGAUUGAAGCCUGAAUGUUAUCUGAUUCUCGAAUCGAUUGGCCUAAAACGUUGGUAUGGUGAGAUAAACUUUGGCAAAGAAACACCUCAAUAUCUUGAUUCGAAAAUUCGUACGUCUUUCUAUUAUUUUCGUAAAAUUCUCACCGAAGAACGAUUGAUAUUGACCACAACUAGCGCACUGUUCAAAGCCAAACGACAACAGAUUACGCAAGCAAUCGUUGCUUAUUUGCCUCGAUUUCGUCCGAUAAUGUCCAAUCCAAACGAUUCAAAAAUGAUUGCUCUUUCACAUUUGUUUAUACAAACUGGUCGUAAUCGCUUACCUCUUAAAAAUGAUGUUGUUCGUGAAUUUUUUACCCAACAUUUUCAAAUGAAAAAUUGUGCUCCAUUAAAAUUGCUUCGAAGAAUUAUGGAAAGAUACUCUGCUUUUUUCCGUAUUUAUGAAGAUGAUCAAGACGAUGGAAUAGGAAUCGAAUAUCUAAGAUUGCUGGACAAGCAUCCAUUACAUUAUGAUGACUUUUUUCGAAUGGUAUCCAGCACUAUUGUUCAAAAUGAUCAGGAUCGAAAUUUAGACAAUGGUGAUGGUGACGGUGAUGAUGAUAUUGAUGAUGAUAACGAUAAUGAAGAUGAUGACGGUCUUAAUGUCAAUAUGCAUGAUGGCAAUGUACUCAUAGAUAUGGAAGAUGAUGAAUUUGACGAUAACGAUGAAGAUUCAGAAGUCUUUGAGCAAUCACAAACAAAACUGUUACAACAAUCUUGUUUAGAUAAAUUAUUUGAUGAUUACGGUAUCGAUAUUGCUAAUGCUGAAGAUGAUCCAUUCGUUGCGGUCAAGUUGGAUACAAAUUUUGAUUAUAAUGCAUUUUUCAAUAGACGGAAAUUCGAACCUUUUAAAGCUUUGACAGAAUAUCCGGAUUCGAAAGCAAGCGACAGCAUUGUUUCGAUUUUUGAUGACGCUGAUCAAAAUCUAAUUCAUGUUCCUACCAUUCAAGAAGUAACGCAAAACUAUUCAAAACCACUAGCCAUGCACAUCCACGAUCGCCUAAUUCAACGUAAUUUUCUUACUUCUAAUCAUCCAUAUCAUUCUGUUACAUCUUGCCAUUCCGGAGAAAAACUAAACUUAUCGUUAGCACGAUUACAACAAUUACCUCGUUAUCUGGAUGAUCGUAUACAGAAUCUUCUGGCAAUAUGUGGUCCAUGUUCAAAAAAGAAAUUGGCUAAUAUUUUUGAUUUACCUAUCAGCACUAUACGUUUAAUGUUAAAAGGUCUGAAAGAAUCUGGCGACAUUACAUUUACUGUUAAACGAAUAGGUCGACAAUUUUUACACAUGUUUCAAUCAAACAUUUCGACUAUUGUUCAAAAUCCUCAAUCAACUAUCGUAGAUGUUGCAUAUCAAAAAAGAAUGACACUCGUUUUAGAAUAUAUAAAACGAUUAGGUAUUUGUGAUAGUUUUAUGUGGAUUCGUCGAUAUAUCGUAAAUUGUGAAAAUCCUGGUCAACAACAACGACUUUUUUCCGCACAAUGUGAUGUAAAAUCUAUUAUAAGAAUAUUGAAUCAUUUGGUUGACAUUGGUCGUGUACAUUUAUUUCAUUAUGAACUUGAUUAUAAACAAAAUUAUCGCAAUAGCUAUUAUGUUAUUUAUACAGCCGAUGGUCAAAAUCACCAUUUAGAUCGAGAACUAGAACAGCAUCUUAUUCUUCGUUCUCGAUUUACUUGGUUUGCACGUUAUCCAAUCAAUUUGAAUACCGAUGUGAAAUGUGUUGAUUUGAUUGGUUCCGAUAAAUCAGGAAAAAUAGAUUUCCAAACUGCUGUUUCUCGAUUCUUUUCCACUAGUCAACGUUUUGUGGAUAAAAAAGAAGAACAAAAACAAAUUGAAAACAAUGAUAGCAUAGAUGAUUUAAUCCCAAAUACGCGGCUUGCUUAUUGUCCAGCAUCAUCGGCUUAUCUAUAUGGUUGUCGCCAUUCAAAACUAGAUAAAAUGUUCGAUCUUUAUCGAUUUCUAUUUCAUGUUUUAAUCGAUCAAUCAUCAGUUGAUUCAUGUCAAGUCCAAGAUGAAAAUGAACAUGAUAAUGAUCUAGACUGGCAGAAACGUGUUCCUAAACUAACAUUUUUACAAGCAAGUUUUUCUCCAUUAGACAUAUUGCCCUAUAUUCCUUUGUCUGUAUAUCGAAAUCUGGUCACCAUACGAUUCGAAAUACCUGAACUUGAUUCCUAUUUGAAUGAUCCAAGUAAGCGACAUCUAAUGUUGCAAGAAAUUCCACCCGUCAUGCGAUCUCAUCUAUUACAUAAUCGUCGCUCACCACUCGAUAUACAGGAAUCAUUACAGUCAUUACAUCAAAUGGGUCUCAUAAAUUUAUUGCUUUCCGACGAUAAAGCUCAACAAUUUGAUAAAAAAUUCAUACAUCGAUUUCGUUAUCGAUUAAACAGAUUUAUAUUGGUCAGAAAAUAUCAGUUUUUGGAACAAGAUAUCGAUACAAUGGCGGAUGAAGAACCAACAAUGGUUGAAUAUUAUUUUAAUAAAAUAGCCGAUUUCGAUCGUUUUGUCGAUGUUGUAUACGAUCAUUUGUGUCAACAACCCCUAAAACCUUGUAAUAAAUGUUUAUUUGAUGAUGGACGAAUUGAUAUCCAUGCUUUGUAUAAUCCUCAAUCAUCAAAACAUCAUAGACUAGCAUUAGAACGACAAAAUAUUCGCGAACAACAAUCACAUAAACGUAAACGAAAACAAGAUUUGCGUCCAUUGAAAAAUAAACGAAUAAAAGUUCAGGUAAUGAUUGAUGGGAAACCAGUUGAAAGAAUUCGGAAAAAAGUUAUCGAUACAGUUGAUGAACAACAAAUGGAAGUAGCAGAUUCAUUACGAAUUCAAUGGUCACGUGAAGAAGAUCGUUUUAUUCUUCGUUGUCGGCUAUUGUCCGAAUUACUGGACGUACCUUAUACACGUCGAUUUAUUAUACAUUCACAGAAAAUUAGUGAUUUAAUGCUUCAAUAUUGUGGUCCACAAUCAAAAGAUAAAACGGCAGGUGCAUGUAUUCGACGUAUUGUACGGCUGAUUAGUCAACCACACAUCAAACGAAUAUUAUCCAUAUGCAAAAUGGAAUUGGUUUCAAAUCUAACUUGUCUUCAUUCGGAUUCGGAUGAAAAUCAACAGAAAAGUUGUGAAAAAGAUCGAUUCAUACGCUUUUUACCCGAAAUUAUGUCCUAUAAAUUUCGUAAUACUGAAUAUUUUAUGACCAAAGAUGAUAUUCGAUCACAAUCACAAACACAAUUCGAUAUUCAUUUUGAUGAACAAAUUACAAUCGAAGAACUAUUAUCUCGUUAUGAUAUUAUCGAUCCGGAAAGUGAUGAAAGUAAAGAUUAUUAUCUUGAUCCAAAAAAUUAUUAUGAUAUUCAUGGUUAUGUUAUUACUAAUGUUUUGAUAUCAUCAUUAUUUUCAUUUCAUAUUCAUCAUCAUCGUGAACCAUUACGAAACAAAGAUGAACAAUUAUUUUUUCAACGUUUACAACCAAAAUCAAAAUAUCUACGAAGAUUCUAUUUACGAACAAUAUUUCGUGCAGCAUUACGUCGUUAUCCGGAAACAUUAAUGAAAUUAAUUCUUAAACGUUUAGUACGAUAUCGUUUAUUGAGUAAUAAUAAAAAACUUAAAGGCAAUGAUCGAAGAUUAUUUCCAUGUGGAUAUAAAUUAGCACAACAAUUUUAUCGGCCAUUAUUGGUUAAUCAUCGAAAUUAUCAACUCAAAGUUGAAUGUCAACAACAUCCAACAACCAAUAUUACAAUUGUUGAAGAUAAUAAUACUUUUGUCGGUUCUAUGCAAUUUGCUGAAAAUCUUUGCAUUAAUACUCUUAGUUUAAAUGAUCCACAAGCUGUAUCAUUAUCAUCAUCAUCAUCGAUACAAUUGACAAAAGAUAUUAAUCAAUGGCAAUUUGGUGAUCUAUUGCCACCACGUUUAUUAGAAACGAUUGAUUUUCAUAUCGAAAUUCCUGAUAAUUUUAUUGCCUUUACUCGUGGAUCGAUUGAUCAAAGUCGAUUACCAGCUAAAACUAAUGCUAGAGGUAUGCUUAUGAUGAAUCGUUCAUCAAAUCAAUCGAUGCAAUCAACAACAGAAAAUAAAGAAACAGUAUCAUCAUCAUCAUCAUCAUUGAUCGAUGAAAUGUCAGUGAUUCAUUGUCGUGUAAAGAUUGAACAAAAAUCGGCUAAUCCACCGGUCAAUCGUAUUAUAUUAUUCGAAAAAUUUCUUUAUCGAUUCACUAUUCAAUCACAAAUAUUUGAUGAACAAGAUAUUCCAUUAAGAUCAAUGAUGAAGCCAGAUGAAUCGAUUCCAUUGAAUCUUAUAAAACGAUAUGAAGAAAAUGUUUGUACCAUUUUAAAUAUGAACGAACAUCAUUCUAAUCUUAAAGAUUUAUUACAAUUUAUACGAUCAAAAAAAGAAUUGGGUGCCAAUUUCAUUCAGAUUAACAAUUUUUUAUCAAUAACUGAUGAUGCUUUGGAAAAAGAGAUACUCAUCGAUUUUCUUUAUGAAUGUCAAAAACAUAAAUUAUUGUUUGCCGUGGGCGUACGAACAUUAACCUGGGUACAUUGUGAUCAUAUUCGUUUCUGGUUGGUAAGAUCAUUUCGUAAUCUAGAUUUUAAUGUAGAUCGUCUAAUCGCAUUGGACCGAUGUCAAUUGAAACAUUUAAAAAAAUGUUAUUUUCUACCACGUAUGUGGAAAUAUCCAGAUGGUCAUGUUGAUGUACGAACAUUAUUCGUUUUUUUAAGUGCCAUAAUCGAUUAUCUGGCUACCGAUUCGAAUGCAUCAAUUGGAGCGAAUGUUUCACAAUUGGAAAAUCAUUUUCAACGACAUUUACCGCCUGUUCAAUUGCAAGAACUUUUGGAUGCUUUAGUUUUUAUUGAUUGUAUUCGAAAAUCAUCACCAUUAUCUUCGACGAUGACAACAACAAAUCAACCUAAAAUCAAUUCUAUUAAUACUUUGGAUGAUUUUUUUCGUCCAAAUCGAUCACCAUCAUCAUCAUUGUUAAUAACCAACAACAUAAAAAAUGACAUAAUGUAUGAAUCAAAUAUUGAUGCUUAUUCUCGUCUUACAUCAUUAUAUCAGAUAAUGAUACGACUAUAUCCACCAUUUCCACAGGAUGAUUUUUGAUUAUUUCCGUUAUUAGAAUGACAUAUGGAAAUGUGGAUGUUGGGUGCGUUUUUUUUGCUUUGAUUGUAAAAUAACA
Dermatophagoides pteronyssinus (European house dust mite) is the source of this 5872-nucleotide messenger RNA. RefSeq lists its product as uncharacterized. Gene Ontology annotation, molecular function: DNA binding. Lineage: Eukaryota; Metazoa; Arthropoda; Arachnida; Sarcoptiformes; Pyroglyphidae. Gene Ontology annotation, biological process: transcription initiation at RNA polymerase III promoter; 5S class rRNA transcription by RNA polymerase III. Gene Ontology annotation, cellular component: transcription factor TFIIIC complex. The record is from RefSeq and is a predicted model, not a curated record.